AUGUCAUUCAGGAUAUUAUUUAUCUUGGGAAUAUGGGCGAUAAGCCCCAUCAAAGCUCAAACUAGUAAUGCUACGUGUGUUAGAUCAGACAAAAAUGAAUGGUUAUUCAAUAGUGUGGAUGAAUCACCAUGUCUAGUUUGGUCAAAAUUACAAUCCCUCUGUUUACCUUCAGAUUCAUAUAUAAACGUUCCACCUUUACUUGAUCCUUCAUGGGGUUAUAACGCCCCAGGAGAUGAAGGUACUAUAUGUCAAUGUAAUUCUUUAUCUUAUAGUCUUAUGGCAGGAUGUACAUGGUGUCAACUUGGUGAUUCAGGUGGUUGGGCGUCGGAAUCAACUUGGAAAUCAUCUUGUCCUUCUUGGACUGAACAAGGACUAAACUUUGCGGAAAAUGUAGUUUCUUUACCAACAUACAUAUUCUCACCACUUCCUUCACCUUCAGAUUCAUGGUCCCCUUCAUCAGCAUCAUCAUUCGCACAAACGUAUACAGCCACGAACAUACCUACUUAUUCUCUCACAUUAUCUCGAUCUUUCUCUACUCCUACUCCUAACCCCACUCAACCUAUCCCUUCAUCAGGAAUCAAUUCCAAACCCGGAACCUCUUCCACAAACUCCUCUUUGGCAGGAGGAAACAAUGAUGGUAGUGGAAAGGGGAAUGGAGAUGGAUUUAACGUUUCUAAAUGGGGUCCAAUAGUUGGAGCCGUAUUUGGUUCUUCAUUAGUUUUAGCUUCUCUUUUAGCUUUAAUCUUAAGAUGGCGUAAACGACAUCCUUCUUCUUCUUCUAAACCUCUUCCUUCAUCUAAAAUUCCUCCUUCCUCUUCCAACAACGAUUUCGGGGAAAAAAAUAAAGAUAAAUAUCUUAUUCAAUCAGAUUCAGAAUCACAAUUAGGUUAUCCAAGAUCAUCCAAUUUGAUAGAAAAACAAAGACAAAAUACUUUUGAAAAAACUUACAACCAAAAGAAGAAGAAUCAACCGAAAAGAGGAAUAACAAGAAGACUCACAAAAGGAAUAAGAAGUACUUUAUUCGGUGAUCCUACUUCUUUCUUCGCCUCAAGACCCGCUCCUAAUCCCGACACGAAAACUCGACGGAAAACAGGUAGUGAAGAAAGUUUCGGUGCCCAUGAACCUGUUUUAUCUUCAUUACCAGGUGAUUAUGGAGGUUAUACAGAUUCUCCAUUACCAAUGUCAGCUUUGAAACCUUCAGAAUUCCCACAUAAACAAGGUUCCAUAAGAUCUUUUGGUAAAAGGGAAUCAAAUAUGAUACUUGAACAGGAAAGAGAUGAAGCAAAGAUGAGGGAAUGGAAUGAUCCUCCUGCUUUCACAGGAGUAGACUUCACAAAAACACCAGCUCAUGUUGGAUUUGAAGGAGGUGCUGAGAUUGUUACUUUAUCAAAAUUGUACAAUACCCCAUUAGAAGUUAGAGUUUCGAGUGAAAGUGGGGAUUCAAGAAGAUUAGCCGACGUUCCUGAUGGUCCUGAAGAUCAAGAUCAUUGGGAUGAACAAGAUGAAUGGGAAAGAGAAAAUGAUCAAGUGAAUGGGGGAGAUGGUUAUUGGGAAGAAAGUAGAGAGAGCAGGAUAGAAAGAAGACCAUUUUCAGAUACGGCACCGACAUUACCGAGUUUAUACGAACCUCAGACUGGAGCUGAAAGAUGGACUUUGACAAAUGAACAAAUGCCUUCGAGAUUGACUCAGUUGAGUGGAUAUCCAGUCAGGAUAGGUUUGGAGAGUCCGAAUAGUCGAUAUCCCGAGACGGAGAGGAAUAGUCGGGUGGAUAGGAUAGAAAUGCCUGAUUUACCCAGGGGAAUCAGUGAUGAUUGA
Molecule: messenger RNA, 1815 nt
Organism: Tremella mesenterica DSM 1558
Lineage: Eukaryota; Fungi; Basidiomycota; Tremellomycetes; Tremellales; Tremellaceae
Exons: 4
Coding region: 1-1815 (604 amino acids)
Source: RefSeq, a predicted model, not a curated record